Pteronotus mesoamericanus is the source of this 675-nucleotide messenger RNA. RefSeq names its product sterile alpha motif domain containing 13 (gene SAMD13). Gene Ontology annotation, molecular function: chromatin binding; histone binding. Gene Ontology annotation, biological process: negative regulation of DNA-templated transcription. Lineage: Eukaryota; Metazoa; Chordata; Mammalia; Chiroptera; Mormoopidae. Gene Ontology annotation, cellular component: nucleus. The record is from RefSeq and is a predicted model, not a curated record. Bases 120 to 428 code for a protein of 102 amino acids. The transcript has 4 exons.
CAGCCUACUUUGUGAAAGAAAACAUUGGGGUUUCUUUGGCUGUUCUUGAUAAGCCUAUAAAAAAUGACAUGUUUUAGUUGCUUCUAGUUGCUGAACUAAAGGAACCCUGCAGCCUUCCCAUGCUAUCUGUUGACAUGGAAAACAAGGAAAAUGGCUCUGUCGGUGUAAAAAAUUCGCUGGAGAAUGGGAGACCACCCGAUCCUGCAGACUGGGCUGUAAUGGACGUCGUCAAUUAUUUCCGAACAGCGGGAUUUGAGGAGCAAGCUAGUGCUUUUCAGGAACAGGAAAUUGAUGGAAAAUCCCUGCUAUUGAUGACGAGAAAUGAUGUGCUGACAGGACUUCAGUUAAAAUUGGGGCCUGCUCUGAAAAUCUAUGAAUAUCAUGUAAAACCUCUGCAGUCAAAGCAUUUAAAGAACCACUCUUCGUAGUACAGUCAAGCUGGGGUCUCAGACCUCAAAAAAUACACAAAGACAUAAUUCAGUUUCAUGUGAUGAAACUUUGUAAACAGAAUACAUACAUGUGUAUAUGUAAAGAAUUUCAACCAAAUGAAAUGUUAUCCUAUUGGAUAGACUAGGCAAUCCAUCAGCUGACCUGAAUUCAGCUAGGAGGAGCAAGGAGAACAUGAGAACGUGUGGACAGGAUAGUUUUCCUUGUGGAGUUUGUCAAAGAGAGUGA